Microthlaspi erraticum is the source of this 606-nucleotide messenger RNA. NCBI's taxonomy places the organism in Eukaryota, Viridiplantae, Streptophyta, Magnoliopsida, Brassicales, Brassicaceae. The record is from the annotation of a GenBank genome assembly.
AUGAAGAGUGGUCGGGACAACAAAUCAACAAUUACUUUUGGCUCAAGAAUUCCAGGAGAUCUCCAAAAUCGUUUGAAAAGCAUUCUGGGUAUCAACAAGCAAGGAGGUGGAGGAAAGUAUUUAGGUCUCCCGGAACAAUUUGGCAGGAAGAAGGACAUGUUCGAGUCCAUCAUCAAUAAAGUUAACCAAAGAACGUCACAUUGGAGCGCAAAGUUCUUAUCAUAUGCUGGGAAAGAGGUGAUGAUAAAAUCGGUUGGCGUCGCAAUGCCGGUUUUCUCGAUGUCAUGUUUCAAGUUACCGGCGAACAUCACGGAUGAAAUUAGUACUCUCUUAAUGCGUUUCUGGUGGGAUAAGGGAGAUAAAAACAGAGGAAUUCCGUGGAUAGCUUGGAAAAGACUACAAUUCUCUAAAAGAGAUGGUGGUUUGGGAUUUAGAGAUUUACCAAGAUUUAAUGAUGCUCUUCUAGCUAAACAAGCUUGGAGACUGCUCAAACAUCCAAAUACACUUUUUGCUAGAUUGAUGAAAGCAAGAUACAGUACUACAAAGAUACGACAGUUUUGGAGGCAAAACAUCGAACCAAUGAAUCCUAUGGAUGGAGCUCUAUAG